This is a messenger RNA of Mercenaria mercenaria, 1316 nucleotides long. Its product is annotated as activating signal cointegrator 1 complex subunit 1-like. Gene Ontology annotation, biological process: DNA alkylation repair; regulation of DNA-templated transcription. Lineage: Eukaryota; Metazoa; Mollusca; Bivalvia; Venerida; Veneridae. Bases 178 to 1248 code for a protein of 356 amino acids. The transcript is spliced from 9 exons. Gene Ontology annotation, molecular function: RNA binding. The record is from RefSeq and is a predicted model, not a curated record. Gene Ontology annotation, cellular component: nucleus.
CGGAAAUGAAUUUUUCAUCUUUACACCGGUUCAAAGCGAAAGUAGAAAAUAUUUUUCUGUCUUCAGCAUUAUUUGAAUAUUAUCUAAAUAACAUAUCUCCCAGUUAGUCUAAUUUACGUUUGUAUCAUAUUUGCAGAUACCGAGUCAUUGCUCAUCCUAUUUUCUGGAGAUAUACUGAUGGAGAUUUUGAGACCACAGAUUAUUCGUAUAGGUAACAGGUGUUACAGGAAGAACCCUGUGUUACAGAGAGAGGGUAACGCAGCUGAAGAAGAGGAAUAUACAGAUUUUAUCCCAGACUCUUCUGGUUGGAAUGAUGAAACUUGUGCUCUUGAUGCCCCAAACAUAGAGCAAACAUCUGAUGGAUUUCGGACAUCAAUAUGUGCACCUAGUGGACUUCUAAAGUUUGUGAUUGGUCGAAAGGGUGAAACAAAGCACAGGUUGGAGAUCGAAACACGCACAAAGAUACGUAUACCUAAACAAGGCCAGAAGGGAGAUAUAGUGAUUCAAGGACAUGACCGAAAUGGUGUGAUGUCGGCAAAGACACGUAUAGAUGUAUUACUGGACUCGGGGAGGCAGAAAUCUCCGUUCACACAUUUCUUAUCAAUUCCUUUCAAUACUAAACACCUACAGGACAGCUUGACUGAUUUCAAAAAUGAUGUACUGAGAGAGUGUGAUGGGGACCGUGGGAUAGAUGGAAGUAUAUUCCAGACACCAUGUAAACUUCACCUAACAAUUGGCUGCCUGGUAUUGUUAGAUGAAGGAGAGAUACGGAGAGCUGUAGAAACACUGCAAGAGUGCCGGAGAGAGCUUAUAGAACCUAUAUUGAAAGGAGAGCCUCUACAUAUACAGCUGGAUGGUCUUGAAUACAUGAAUGAUGAUCCUUCAGAAGUGGACGUCCUUUAUGCAAAGGUGAAAGAUCCCUCUGAAAGGUUACAGAUUAUUGCAGACAGGCUGGUAGACAAGUUCACAAGCAUUGGUCUGAUGCAGAGAGAGUAUGAUAGGGUUAAACUACAUAUCACUGUUAUGAAUACUGUAUUCAGAAAAGAUCCCACUGGAACAACAGAGCCAGAUAGGAGACAGGACAGAGGAAGAAAAGAAAGGGAGUCAUUCAAUGCAAUCAAUUUAUUAAAGAAAUUUGGGAACUAUAGGUUUGGUGAAGACAAUAUAACAGGUAUUCAUCUGUCACAGAGACAUAGUUUUGGAACAGAUGGAUAUUACACGUGUGCUGGAACAUUGAAUGUUACAUGAUCAGUGAUUUCUUGUUGACAUUAUGUUACUUGUAUAUUAGAUUAAUAAAGUAUUUCUGUUAAAUAUGA